Penaeus vannamei (Pacific white shrimp) is the source of this 700-nucleotide messenger RNA. RefSeq lists its product as uncharacterized. Lineage: Eukaryota; Metazoa; Arthropoda; Malacostraca; Decapoda; Penaeidae. The record is from RefSeq and is a predicted model, not a curated record.
UCAACGCCGUAGGGGGAGGGAAGGUCAGUGUCUGUAUAAAUAGAAGCGAGAGGAAAGACAUUAUCAGUCAUCUCCUGGUGCUGGGAAAGCCUCGCAACAUGAGGACAAUUAUUUUAGUGUCAUUCGUGGCUGCGUUGAGCGUGGCAGCUGCUGCUCCUGGCGGUUGCUGUGGUGGAAGCCAUGGAGGCGGAGGUGGAGGAUAUGGAGGAGGCGGUGGAGGGCGGUGGCCAUGGAGGCGGAGGAGGCAGAGGCGGCAGAGUGGUGAAAGCACAGCUGGUCGGAGUUGGCACUCUUCCCAGCACUGGUGGAGGAGGAGGUGGAGGCUCAGGAGGUUAUGGCUCCCACGGAGGUGGCUCUCGAGGCGGCCAUGGCAGAUCCAGCGGUGCCAGCAUUGUCCGAGCUGAGCUGGUUGGAGUUGGCACUCUUCCCAGCACUGGCGGAGGUGGUGGCGGAGGCUCAGGAGGUUAUGGCUCCGGCGGAGGUGGCUCUCGAGGCGGCCAUGGCAGAUCCAGCGGUGCCAGCGUUGUCCAGGCACAGCUGGUUGGUGUUGGCAGCCUUCCCUCAGGAGGGGGCGGCGGCCACGGUUCCAGUGCCGGUGGUGGAUACGGCGGUGGCAGUGGUUGGUAAGACUUUCUGUCAUCAACGAACUUUGUGUAUUCAUUAGCUACAUGUAAAUAAACGAAAAACAAUCGAAUUUAAA